This is a messenger RNA of Porites lobata, 492 nucleotides long. NCBI's taxonomy places the organism in Eukaryota, Metazoa, Cnidaria, Anthozoa, Scleractinia, Poritidae. The record is from the annotation of a GenBank genome assembly.
AUGUAUAUGAUAGAAAAAAAGUAUACUAAUGAAGAUUUAGAAAUUGAGCUGACAUCAUUUAUUGAUGAAAAGCAAAAUGUUUGGUUCCGAGGAAAAGAAAUAGCUGAGAUCCUCGGUUAUGUCAAAACCGAUCAAGCUAUCAGAAUUCACUUUGAUGAAAGGUACAAGAAAAGCUACCCCCUAGUUUCUAGGGGUCAGCUCCGACACCAAUAUUUCGUAUCAGAACCAGGAUUUUACUCCCUUGUAUUUAGUUCCAAAUUACCAGCUGCUAAAAAAUUCCAAGAUUGGGUAUUCUCCACUGUACUCCUUUCUAUCCGUAAAUAUGGUCAAUACAAACUAUUUCAUAGUCCCUGGAAUAAGAUGAUUAUGAUUAGCAAUGAGACUGACCUCCUUUAUAAAGUAGUGGACCUCAUAAGAAAAUAUUAUCCAGAUUCCAUACUAGUAGCCGGUCUGGGGGAAAAUCAGGAUACUGAGGAUAAGAGACUAGAUUGA